Molecule: messenger RNA, 744 nt
Organism: Diospyros lotus (date-plum)
Lineage: Eukaryota; Viridiplantae; Streptophyta; Magnoliopsida; Ericales; Ebenaceae
Product: bidirectional sugar transporter SWEET16-like
Exons: 5
Coding region: 1-744 (247 amino acids)
Biological process (GO): carbohydrate transport
Cellular component (GO): membrane
Molecular function (GO): sugar transmembrane transporter activity
Source: RefSeq, a predicted model, not a curated record
AUGGUUUCCCCAAGCUUCGUCGUUGGCAUUAUGGGCAAUAUUUUUUCUGUACUAGUUUAUGCUGCUCCAGUGGGAAUGUUCAAGGAAAUUGUGAAGCACAAGACAACAGAGAACUACGACGUACUCCCAUUCGUAGCAACGCUGUUGUGCAAGAGCCUCUGGGCUUUCUACGGCGUUUUCGACAAACACAACGGCUUGCUCAUCGUCACUGUUAAUGGUAUCGGCGUCCUCUCCGAAUCCAUCUAUGUCCUUCUCUUCCUCUUCUACGCCCCCACCCCCAACAAAAGGGUUAGAAUAUUUAUUUUGGUGGGAGUUGUGAACAUAGCGUUCGUGGGUUCGGUGAUAGGUCUGGCUCUUGCAGUGUUCCAUGGAAGCCAGCGCCGAACCUUCAUGGGUUUUCUCUGCGCCACGGUUACCAUUGUCAUGUAUGCAGCUCCUCUAAAAGCCAUGGUACCAAACGCAAUCGGAAUCCUGUCGAGCACGUCCCAGAUAAUCCUUUACAUGAUUUAUAGAAACCGGGAAUCGGAGAAAACCGCGGCGGUGGACGAAGAACUCGGCGAGGUUGACACGGACGACGUCGUCAAAGAACUACGUCCCCUUGACAGAGUCGUCGACGAAGGUUUUAAUGGAGGAGCUCCGGCGAAAAACCCAGGCGUGGGCAAAACAAUUAGCCUCCCCAAGCCUCCGGAUUCGUCUCGGCUCAGCAAACAAAGGAUGAUGAUCCGAACACUUUCAAUGCCUUAA